Messenger RNA from Paramecium octaurelia, 632 nucleotides. The record is from the annotation of a GenBank genome assembly. Lineage: Eukaryota; Ciliophora; Oligohymenophorea; Peniculida; Parameciidae.
AUGGAUAAAAUCGAUUAUUCACAAGUUCGAUUUUCUUUUAUUGGAACAAGAAAACAUCUUUUUAAAGAUAAGAAGUAUUAUGUUUAUGUUUUUGAUGAUUCCUUAUUAAUGGGGAUUGUAAAUAUAAAAUAUAUGUUGCUAGAUUCCAAACUCAUAAAACCCUAAAUACAAAAUCAGAUUAGUAAUCAACGUGAAAUUUAGAUGGACAUUGAAAAAAACUAAGCAAGGUUGGAUAAUAGAAAGUUUUUAUUUUCCUUACAAAAAAAGUGCAAAACCAUUAUUUGGGAGUAAUGAUGAUCUGUAAAGGUAUUAUAUAAUUCAUAUCAUCAUCUAGAUUAAAAGAAUUUACAAAUCUUAAAGUAACCUUUGAAAAUAUGAAUUCAAUAUACUAAUAAUUUUAAUUAAUAGGGCAGGGAAGUACUGGGAAAGUUUUUAGUGCAGUACAUGCAAUUGAAUAAAAGACUUAUGCAAUAAAAUCAAUUAAAAAAUAAUAAAUGAAAUCACAGUUAGACUAAAAUUAAGUUUAAGUUAGAUAUUCUAUUAUUCAAGGCAGCUUUUAAUAUGUAGGUUUCUAUUUUAAAAUUAUUGGCCAAAUAUUCAGAUAAUUUUAUAACCUUAAAAGAAAUCUAUGA